Populus nigra (black poplar) is the source of this 1242-nucleotide messenger RNA. RefSeq names its product TMV resistance protein N-like. The transcript has 2 exons. Bases 163 to 876 code for a protein of 237 amino acids. Gene Ontology annotation, biological process: signal transduction. Lineage: Eukaryota; Viridiplantae; Streptophyta; Magnoliopsida; Malpighiales; Salicaceae. The record is from RefSeq and is a predicted model, not a curated record.
GAAACGAAACUUCCUAAACUAUUCGAAAAAAACCCUUUCUCCUUUCUCGUUCUUCCACUUCCAGUUACCAGCAGUCUGACGGAUCACACCCUGAAAAUCCUCCCAGCGUUGCCGUUUCACUCCAUUCCCAUCGGAAACUUCCAUCCUUCUAGUUUCGGAAUCAUGAAUUCACCAACCAGUCCAAUGUGUUUGCUCUCAGUUAUCAAUCUCUUGAUGCUUUUCCUUUCUGGAAAGGCUAAUGAUGUUUUCUUGAGUUUUAACCACCAAGAAAUUGGCAAGCAUUUUGCCGAUCAUCUCUACAAAGACCUCAAUUAUGCUGGGAUUCGCACUUUUGGAGAUGAUGGUGGAAUUUACACAGGACAAAAGUCUGAUAUCAAGAGAGCGAUACAGGAAUCCAGGAUAUCGGUUGUUGUGUUUUCUAAAGACUAUGCUUCUUCAACAAAGUGCCUGGACCAGCUUGUGCUCAUCAUUGAUGCUAGGAAAACAACUGGGCUCUUUGUGCUUCCCGUUUUUUACAACGUUAAUCCGUCGGAGGUCAGGAAACAGAAAGGGUUGUUUGAAGAAGCAUUUGCUAAACACGAAAAAAGCUUCCAUAAGGAAAUGGCUAGAGUAGAAAGUUGGAGGGCCGCUCUUAAAGAAGCUGCAGACCUGAAAGGAAAGGAGUGGAAACAAGACAGGUAUGAGUCAAAGUUCAUAGAGUCGAUUGUUAAAGAGAUCGCAGAUAAACUCAACUUCUCACUGCCUCACGCCCCUCCGUCCUCGUUACCACUGUCGGCGGCCCUCCGCCCACCUUCAUAUUUUCUUGGUCUUUUACGAGAGUGGAGGAGGUCUGUCUUUCAGACCCCCUCUCUCUUUUUAUUUUUUUUGUCUUUCUGAGAAGUCCCAAUCUAAAAAAUAUUGGGCCCUCUCAGAAAGACAAAAAAAAUAAAAAGAGAGAGGGGGGGCGGUGGGGGUAAAGCAGAAGUGUGUGUGAAUCAAUAGGAACUAAGCACGUGGAUACCUGUCGGCUGAUGAGAACAAAAGGCUUGAAAGAAAGGUCCCACAGCCCACCGACUUUGUCAAAGCAUAGAUGGAUGAAUUAAUUAAAGGAUUGUACUUCAAUGAAUGCUUCUCUCCUUUUUUUUUUUUUUUUGACAAUUUGUAUCUUUGGAUCCAUCCUUAUGAGUGUUAACUUUUUCAAGAAUUUUGAGCUCAAAAUGAGAUGAUGAGAUGCAUAAUCAAAGUCUAAGUGAUCUUUUGACA